Onychomys torridus (southern grasshopper mouse) is the source of this 2045-nucleotide messenger RNA. RefSeq names its product serpin family D member 1 (gene Serpind1). The record is from RefSeq and is a predicted model, not a curated record. Bases 147 to 1589 code for a protein of 480 amino acids. Lineage: Eukaryota; Metazoa; Chordata; Mammalia; Rodentia; Cricetidae. Gene Ontology annotation, biological process: blood coagulation; negative regulation of endopeptidase activity. The transcript has 5 exons. Gene Ontology annotation, molecular function: serine-type endopeptidase inhibitor activity.
AGUGGCGUUUGAACUGGGACAUAUUUGCUCUGGAAGGAACAAACAGCCCAGCACCAAAGUUCACACUGAAACCCUGCUGGUGGCCCUUUCUGAUUUCAUCUUUGUAACGCCACUGCUCAGAGGCACACAGCUUUAGCUCCGCAAACAUGAAGCAUCCAUUCCACCCUCUUCUUCUUCUUCCUGUCCUCAUGUCCAUGUGUGUUGGGAGCAAUGGCCUUGCUGAGCAGCCAGCUAAUGAAAGCUUGAGCAUGUCCUUUCUGCCCGCUAACUUCCACAAAGAAAACACCGUCACCAAUGACUGGAUUCCAGAGGGGGAGGAGGAGGAGGACUAUCUGGACCUGGAAAAGCUACUCAGUGAAGAUGAUGACUACAUUUAUAUCAUUGAUGCAGUUUCCCCGACAGACGCAGAAUCAAGCGCUGGGAACAUCCUGCAGCUUUUCCAAGGCAAGAGCCGGAUCCAACGUCUUAAUAUUCUCAAUGCAAAGUUUGCCUUCAACCUCUACCGGGUCCUGAAGGACCAGGCCCCCACUUCUGACAACAUCUUCCUGGCACCUGUUGGCAUUUCUACUGCCAUGGGGAUGAUUUCCUUAGGCUUGAGGGGAGAGACCCAUGAGGAAGUACACUCAGUUCUACACUUUAAAGACUUUGUCAAUGCUAGCAGCAAGUAUGAGAUAACCACCAUUCAUAAUCUCUUUCGAAAGUUGACCCAUCGCCUAUUUAGGAGGAACUUCGGGUACACGCUCCAGUCGGUUAAUGACCUCUACAUUCAGAAGCAGUCUCCCAUCCGGGAGGACUUCAAAGCUGGUAUGAGAGAGUUUUACUUUGCUGAGGCCCAGGGAGCUGACUUCUCAGAUCCUGACUUCAUAUCGAAGGCAAACAACCACAUUCUGAAGCUCACCAAGGGCCUCAUAAAAGAAGCGCUGGAGAAUAUAGAUCCUGCUACUCAGAUGAUGAUCCUGAACUGCAUCUACUUCAAAGGAACUUGGGUGAAUAAAUUUCCAGUAGAAAUGACACACAACCACAACUUCCGUCUCAAUGAGCGAGAGGUAGUUAAAGUCUCCAUGAUGCAGACUAAAGGGAAUUUCCUUGCGGCAAGUGACCAGGAGCUGGACUGUGACAUUCUUCAGCUGGAGUAUGUAGGGGGCAUCAGCAUGUUAAUUGUGAUCCCACGCAAGCUGUCGGGAAUGAAGACUCUUGAAGCUCAGCUGACGCCCCAGGUAGUAGAGAGAUGGCAAAAAAGCAUGACAAACAGAACUCGAGAGGUACUUCUGCCCAAAUUUAAGCUUGAGAAGAACUACAACCUGGUGGAGGUCCUCAAGUCCAUGGGAAUCACAAAGCUGUUCAACAAAAAUGGCAACAUGUCAGGCAUCUCAGAGCAAUGGAUCACUAUUGACCUGUUUAAGCACCGAAGCACCAUCACGGUGGAUGAAGAGGGCACACAAGCCGCAGCUGUGACCACGGUGGGGUUCAUGCCGCUGUCUACCCAAGUCCGGUUCGCUGUUGACCGUCCUUUCCUGUUUCUAGUGUAUGAGCACCGAACCAGCUGCCUGCUCUUCAUGGGGAGAGUGGCUAACCCCACAAGGUCUUAAUGGUGGCAGUCUGGGCACCUGCUGUAGUUUGGGGACACUCUGUAAUUCUGUUCUCAGUCUAACAAAGAGGACAGAGAUAUUUUGAUAUGAUAACUUAUGCUGGCACAGUAAACAAGGCCACAAGACCACAGAAGUCAAUGUAUUAACUCUAGUGCCAGCCAUUCCCCAGAGGUCCUGGCAACAUACAGACUGCCUCAACCCCUACUCCUGUGCCCCUAGGAGCUAACUGCCAGAGUGUAUGCGAUACUCUCUGCGGGUAGCAUCAUCAGCUUUAUUAUUGAAGGCUUUUUCUCAAACAGUCCCCAUCUGAAGGCUGUUCAGGCCAGUGGAAAAGUAACCUCAACACACCUGAGGUGUUGGGACCAUCUCCUCUCCUGCUGCCUCACGGUUACCUAGGUGUGUACACAAGGCUACAGAUCCUAUUCUAGAGAUAAAUAAACAACUAUAUUUACUGUG